This is a messenger RNA of Oppiella nova, 1392 nucleotides long. Lineage: Eukaryota; Metazoa; Arthropoda; Arachnida; Sarcoptiformes; Oppiidae. The record is from the annotation of a GenBank genome assembly.
AUGGAAGUGCUCACCGCGCUCUGUCUCUCAUGCGAUACCACACAAUCGUUGCACCGAUAUGUAUACGCUGCCGGUGCUCAGCGUCCGAUUCCGUCGGAUCUGAAGGUUAACUCUGAGUGCAAGUCAUCCCUUCAGUGCUUACUAUUCAUCCCUAACUCCCACUGCGAUUGGGAUGAGAGGGUGUGUCGGUGUCAGCCCUAUUACAUCCUCUACAAUGACACCACUUGUCUGCCGGCGUCUCUGUUGGGCUUCGGCUGUAGUGUUGACUCUCAAUGUACUCUCAAAGUGCCAAACAGUCAGUGUUUGGAUGGCAUCUGUCAAUGCAAACCAGACUUCAUACCAUUGCGGAGAGACAAGUGUCUGCCCCCGGCAAAAGUGGACGACUACUGUCUGAAUGACCAACAAUGCCGACUUUCCGAUAGAUACACUCUUUGCAAGUAUAUUAUUCCCAGAAUUUACGGCAAAUGCAAGUGUCCUCUGAGUCACACCACUAAAGACAACAAAUGUCUUCCGAAUCUCGAGAAUCAGUGCUUUCAGGACAUCGACUGCCAAUUGGCUACAAAUGACUCGGUUUGCAGACAAAGAGCCAACUCUUUGGCAUCAGAUAAGGACAGAGAGAAGGAGUCGUCGGUCUGUAUGUGUAGAGAAGGCUUUGAGAUGACGGACGAUAAGCUUCAUUGCAAACCAUUGCCAACGACUACCAGUGCUUCAGCCGCUCCGAUAAAUAGCAUCGAUUCGGACGACUCGGAUGCGGAUGAGAGUGCCUUCACUAUAGAACCGGUAUCUCUGGGAAAGGGAUGUAAGAAUUCACUCGAGUGUCAGAUCAGAGAUCCCUUCUCUGCCUGUAUUGGAGGCAUAUGUGAGUGCAUUGCGAAGACCCCGUCCUGUAGUGCUGCCAACAGAGGCUGUCACAACGAUACCUACCAGUGCCGAAACGGACAGUGCAUUUCGUGGUAUUUUGUUUGCGAUAAACACAACAACUGUGACGACGGCUCUGACGAAGACGGAUGUCUUAAACAUAACUGUCCGAAGGAAGCGUUUCAAUGCGAUGACGGCACCUGUCUGUCCAGGGGAUCGGUAUGUAAUGGCAAAUGGGAGUGUCCGGACGGCUCCGACGAGGCCCGGUGCUAUAAAGGCAUUCCUUGUGAUGACAAAGCUUUCCGGUGCAAAAACGGACAGUGUUUACCGCAAUACGCCUUUUGUAACGCCGUUUCCGACUGUAUUGAUGGCAGCGAUGAAAACGAGACCAUUUGCGAGAAAUCCGAAGUCUGUCCGAAAGGUAUGUUUCAGUGCGAGAACAAGAGGUGCAGAUCUUCGGUGGUCCUCUGCAGUGGUGUCGACGGUUGCGGCGAUGAUAGCGAUGAGAAUAAGUGCGAAGUUUGCUGUAAGUGA